CUAUCGAUAUCAGGUCGUGCAAGGUUUCCUACAUCUGAAUUCUCAGUGCUACAGCGAGAAUAACAGUGUGAGGCCCGGCGUUGCUUACUGUGACGAACGUUAAAGGUUCGACACUCAUUGGUGCCAUCCGCUCCUUUUCAAGAUGAUUGCUAGAAGUAUGUCACCAUCAAGAUGCUGUGCCAUCGUGGACAGCCAUCCCAUUUCUUAGCAACGGAUUUAGUGUGACCAGGUCACUAGAAGAAGUUUAGGUUUGAUUUAUUAGAUAGCAAAACUUGGCCAGCUACCAAAACUUGGUGAUAUUUUAUCUGGUGAUUCAUCUCUCAAGACAGGAAUUAUUUAGUAGAGGAACAAUAAAGUUUACACACAGUCUGAUCUCAACAAAAUGCUUUUGUAACAUUUUAAAGGCUACUGUGAGGAAAAAAUACUCAUUUCAUAGAGAACAAAAAUUCUCUAUUCCCUUUUUUGUUUUCUAUUUUGGAACAAAAAAGGGAUAGAGAGGGAAGAAAAAAGAAAGUUAAAACUGCUUAACCUUAAAAUAAAAACAAUCCUUCCAUCAACUGAGGGACACGCUUAAUUCGUCGACUGGGCAAAAGUUUUGCUUUGGAUAAAAUUGAAUGAUUCUCUACUGCAGUGUUUGAGCUGGAAUAUUAUCCUUUGAAAGAAUAGAAACUAUUUUGAAAAAGAGCCCUAAUUAUUUUCAUAUCUUGUCGUCAUUAAGAGUAAUUCAUUGACAAGACUUGGUGUACCACAGAUCACAUACAGGCAGAUAGAGGUGCUCAUAUUUUGGCUUUUUUUCUUAAGAACAAAAAAAUCCAAAAGCCAGAGGUGGUAUUUAAAACAAAAAGCACUAAAAUAUUACGGGGUACUUAAGGUAGAUAAGGGAAUGAAGCUCAGGAGCCUAUAGAAAUUCCGUAGAGAAAGGAAUUCUGUGAUAAUUAUUUUUUUAUAUUAUUCAAGAAGAUAUUGAAUGGAAGUAUUAACAAUGGCAGACUGGAAUGAUGUAACAUGAAGAUAAUUUGGAGUAACAAGAAGUGUGUGUGAAGUAAAAUUGAAAAUUGGAAGAAAGAGCAUUAGAUACUUAAAGUUAUUUAAUUUAGUCACUUCUUGAAAUAUCUUGAAUAUAACAGAACUCAGUGGUAUUUUAUUUUACAACAUUUUCAUAAGCAGCAUCAUGAUUGAAGCAUACUCGUCAGACGUUUUGUGGAUUCUCAUCGUUGGAUUUAUUGUUGCAUUUAUCUUGGCAUUUGGAAUUGGAGCAAAUGAUGUGGCUAAUUCUUUUGGUACGUCAGUGGGUUCAAAAGUUUUGACAGUUAGACAAGCAUGUUACUUAGCUACAAUAUUCGAGACUGCAGGAGCUAUAUUAAUUGGUUACAAAGUGUCAGACACCAUGAGAAAAGGAAUAUUGGAUGUUAACCUUUAUGAGGGGCGGGAGAGAGAAUUCAUGCUUGGGUUCCUCUCAUCCCUUGCUGGCAGUGCAGUGUGGCUCCUUGUUGCAACAUUUCUGAAGCUGCCUAUAUCGGGAACUCAUAGUAUAGUUGGAGCCAGUGUUGGUUUCUCCCUAGUUGCACAGGGAUUUGCUGGAUUGCAAUGGAUGACACUAGUUACAAUUGUUGCCUCGUGGUUCAUCUCACCAGUGCUUUCUGGAAUGAUGUCAACUGUCUUGUAUUUGCUCAUCCGGAAAUUCAUCUUACGGGCACCACAACCAAUAAAACCAGGACUUAGAGCACUUCCUUUGUUUUAUGGUGUCACAGUUUUAAUAAAUGUGUUUUCAAUUGUGCACAAUGGACCGAAAUUGCUAUACUUCGAUUACAUUCCAUGGUGGGGAGCAUUGAUCCUCAGUGUGUCGAUUGGCAUCUUGGUCACCCUGGGUGUACAUUUCUUUCUUGUACCUCACCUGAGGAAUCAGAUUCUGAAGCAGAUGCGUAUAGACAAAGGUCGUGGCGUGAGUUUUACAUUUGGUGAUUCGACAGAAUCUUCACGUGAUCCAAGCCCCAAACCAUCACGGAGUAUCUCAGUUGAAGAUGUGAAAAGAAACCUUCCAAUCAUAACAGAAACUUCUGAACCUGAGAAAAUGCAACUGGUCCAAGAUGAAAAUGAAAUGGUUCAGUUCACUGGAAAUGCAGCCAACGGCACCCGGAAUGGGCAAACUACAUACUGUUUUCCAUUGCCUCAGCCAAAUGAUACAAAUACUAAACUGAAUGGUUAUCUACUUGCUGAAACAGCGAUUGGGGCUACAAAGGAUAAUAUGGAGAUUGCUACACUGACACCAGCAAAUGGGAGUACUAUUGCAGCCAUUGUUCCCACACAGCACCAGCAACUUCAUCCAGAAUCAGUUUUACCAGCUAGUGGCCAAGUUACACCAGCUUUUGGUCUUUCUCCCAACAGCAGUGCAGUUCCUUUAAUCAAAGAAAAGACACCAGAACAAAUGAAACUUGAUCCUGAGAGUGUAGCACCAGAAACACAAAUAAUUCAAUCAAAAGAUGAUCCACCUGAAGCAGCUAAACUCUUUGCAUUUCUUCAGAUACUCACAGCUUCAUUUGGUUCAUUUGCUCAUGGAGGGAAUGAUGUUAGUAAUGCUAUUGGGCCUUUAAUUGCCCUGUGGCUGAUCUUCAAGGAGGGAUCAGUGGCCCAAGAAUCUGAGACACCUCUUUUCAUCUUGUUUUAUGGUGGACUGGGUAUCUCAGUUGGUCUGUGGUUGUGGGGGCGCCGUGUCAUUCAGACAAUCGGUGAAGAUCUGACAAAAAUAACUGCCUCAACGGGAUUUUCAAUUGAGAUCGGUGCAGCCUUUACGGUACUCUUGGCAUCAAAGAUAGGUCUUCCCAUUAGUACAACACAUUGUAAAGUGGGUUCAGUUGUAUUUGUUGGCUGGUUUAGUUCAGACAAAAGUGGUGUGGACUGGAAACUUUUUAGGAAUAUCAUUUAUGCGUGGGUUUUCACAGUGCCAGUUGCAGCAGGCCUCAGUGCUGCAUUCAUGUGGAUACUACAGCAAGUUGCACUGUGAUGCUGAGAACAACAAACAGUACAAAUACCAUACUUAUGCCAGUACUUAAAAUUAAAUGUUUAGAAUUAACUGUUAGGAGAAAGAAGAGGAGAAAUGAUGUGAACCCUGGUGUACAGCUGUUGCCAAACUGCCAGCUGGAGUCAAUGUUAAUAAAGUAAUAUUUGUGCCCAUUGUAAUGUGAAACAGGUGAAACUGAUUACUGAGAGCUGUUAUGUCUCAAAUAAAUUAUUACUAUUUCAUUUGCUUUAAAUUAAAGUGCACAGAUAUAAUGAAGGAAAUUAUGUAAUUUUCCAGUCAUUUCAGUAAUUGUCUACUGAAAGUAUAUGUAUGGAAGAGAGAUUUAGUUUGAGAUCGUAUUCUGAAUGAUAGUGCUAUGUCUCUGUGUUGACUAACUGCCAAGAAACAAUGAUGGUGUGGAUUUGGGGGAGGAUUGAAGGUGGAAGGGAGACCUGCUUAUGAAAUGUUUGUCAUUUGUUGAAGUUUUCUUUAUCUUCUGUCAAUGAGAUGUUCAGUUUCAGCUAUAAGAGAAAUCCAUUGAGAUAGGCCAGGUGUUAAAUGGUGCUACAUGUUUUUACCAUACUGUACUGGUUUAAAGGAAGGCAGAAAAAGCUAAGCUGUGAUUAAAUAGUAUAACUGAUAA
This is a messenger RNA of Schistocerca americana (American grasshopper), 3641 nucleotides long. RefSeq names its product sodium-dependent phosphate transporter 2 (gene NaPi-III). Gene Ontology annotation, biological process: phosphate ion transmembrane transport. The record is from RefSeq and is a predicted model, not a curated record. Bases 1172 to 3001 code for a protein of 609 amino acids. Gene Ontology annotation, cellular component: membrane. The transcript has 16 exons. Gene Ontology annotation, molecular function: phosphate transmembrane transporter activity. Lineage: Eukaryota; Metazoa; Arthropoda; Insecta; Orthoptera; Acrididae.